GGACGGCGUCUCGGUGCGCACUGCGCGGGGAGCGGAGCGCGGCCGCCCGCGGAGCCCCAGCCGAGCCGAGCGCAGCCGAGCCCGGCGCAGCGCCGCCGGCCCCGCGCCCGCAGCCAUGCCGGCCGGCCGCGCCGCGCGCACCUGUGCGCUGCUCGCCCUCUGCCUCCUGGGCAGCGCGGCCCAGGAUUUCGGGCCGACGCGCUUCAUCUGCACCUCGGUGCCGGUGGACGCGGACAUGUGCGGCGCGCCCGUGGCCGCCGGCGGCGCCGAGGAGCUCCGGAGCAACGUGCUGCAGCUCCGCGAGACCGUGCUGCAGCAGAAAGAGACCAUCCUGAGCCAGAAGGAGACCAUCCGCGAGCUGACCACCAAGCUGGGCCGCUGCGAGAGUCAGAGCACGCUGGACACCGGCGCCGGCCGCAAGCAGCCCGGCUCGGGCAAGAACACCAUGGGCGACCUGUCCCGGACGCCGGCCGCCGAGACGCUCAGCCAACUCGGGCAAACUUUGCAGUCGCUCAAAACCCGCCUGGAGAACCUCGAGCAGUACAGCCGGCUCAACUCCUCCAGCCAGACCAACAGCCUCAAGGAUCUGCUGCAGAGCAAGAUCGAUGACCUGGAGAGGCAAGUGCUGUCCCGGGUGAACACGCUGGAGGAGGGCAAGGGGGGCCCCCGGAACGACACGGAGGAGCGGGUCAAGAUUGAGAGCGCCCUGACCUCCCUGCACCAGCGGAUCAGCGAGCUGGAGAAAGGCCAGAAGGACAACCGCCCCGGAGACAAGUUCCAGCUCACGUUCCCCCUGCGGACCAACUACAUGUACGCCAAGGUGAAGAAGAGCCUGCCGGAGAUGUACGCCUUCACCGUGUGCAUGUGGCUGAAGUCCAGCGCCGCGCCCGGCGUGGGCACGCCCUUCUCCUACGCCGUGCCCGGCCAGGCCAACGAGCUGGUCCUCAUCGAGUGGGGCAACAACCCCAUGGAGAUCCUCAUCAACGACAAGGUGGCCAAGCUGCCCUUUGUCAUCAAUGACGGCAAGUGGCACCACAUCUGCGUCACCUGGACCACCCGGGAUGGGGUCUGGGAAGCCUACCAGGACGGCACCCAGGGCGGCAAUGGCGAGAACCUGGCGCCCUAUCACCCCAUCAAGCCGCAAGGCGUGUUGGUGCUGGGCCAGGAGCAGGACACCCUGGGUGGCGGGUUCGACGCCACCCAGGCGUUCGUGGGGGAGCUGGCCCACUUCAACAUCUGGGACCGCAAGCUGACCCCGGGGGAGGUGUACAACCUGGCCACCUGCAGCGCCAAGGCCCUGUCCGGCAACGUCAUCGCCUGGGCCGAGUCCCACAUCGAGAUCUACGGGGGGGCCACCAAGUGGACAUUCGAAGCCUGUCGCCAGAUCAACUGAGCCGCCGGCGGGCCGCGCCUCCCACCCCUCGGCCCCCACGCCCCCCGCCCGCCUCCUCUGCUUGUGCGGCGACCACCCGUCAUCUGUGCGCCCCCGCCCCCACCGCGGAACGACUCCCGGCCGUGGCCCCCCCGCUCACACGCCCACGCCCACCGCCCGGUUCGGUCCCGGUGGCCCGGGAGGCAGGCCUGGCUCCCGCCGGUCCCCGAGAAGGGGCCCUUUCCCCGAGAUCCCCGCCCGGUUGCCCCGGGCAGGCCGUGCCGAUGGCGCAGGCGACGUGGCUUUCCGAACAACGCAGAAGUAGGUGAGAGGGCCGCGUGCGUGUGCGUGUGCACACGCGUGCGUGGGAAUGUGCGUCUCUGGGGAGACCUUCUCUUGUAGAACGAGGCAUCUCCUUCCCUUCUUCCUUCGUGGCUUCGGGAACCCUGGUGGCCGGUCGGCGCCGGUCUGCACCGCCCGCGCCUCGGGGCGGGCCGCCGCCUCCGCCCCACGCAUGCGUCUUCGCUAGCGGAGCGCGUGCUGAGCCGCGCGUCUCCGAGUCGUUGGCGUGAAUGUCUGUUCGUGGUUUGUCGAAGGCCGGCGGGGAGCCCGUCCACGGCCGUGUUUUAGUUCACGGCAGAAGUGGGUUUUCUCGGAGGGCGGGAGGCAGGCAGUGUCCUGGGGGGGCACCAGGAGCCAGGGGGCAGCAGAGGUGGGAGGAGCACCCUGCUGCGGGCAUCGGAGGGCGGGGCCGGGCCCCGGGCGCCUUCACAGCCCCGAGCCCGGGACCCGUCCUCCCUUCCAGCCGCCAGCUCGCUUGCUGCGGCACUGGUGCCCCUGAGAGAGGAGCGCCCCCCACAGCCAGGAAGCCAGCCCCCCAGGCCCCCCGUUUGCCUCUGGUAGUAGAAGCCCAGAGGCUUCAGGGAAUCAGCGCGAGAGGGAAAUGCACGCUCCGAGGAAGACGCAGCCACGCGGCCCCGACAGCCAUGUUCCUCCCACAUCGGGGCCCAGGAGGCUGGCUCGCCCAGGUCCCCAGGGGGCAGGGUGCCUGGGACCUCUCACGGGGAGCCAGGCUGCAGGGCCGGCCAGGCCCUGAAACCCACCCCCGCUGCCCGUCACCGGCUGGUGACGCCGAGGCCUGACCGGUGUUCAGAAGCUUUGGAUUUUCUUUUUCCCCAUGAAAAGCUGCUACGCGCAUUUCCUUCCAGCCCUCCCGAGGUGGGAGGGGUGCGCGUGCCCACGUGUGUGCGUUACGUGAGAGAGCGUGCACGCAGAAGGCUCGUGCCCCGGGGAGGGCGGGCUCCCUGCUUCUUGCACCCUGGGGGGGGGAGGGGUCACGCACCCCACGGGGCCCCGGGCUCUGUCACCAGGAGCCUCGGCAGCACGUGGCUGGCGAGUCUUCCUAGAGGCUGCCCGGCGCUGCCUGGCUCACCUGCGGCUGCAGGUGUUCCCCCUGGGGGGCAGGUGUCCCCGUCCCCUGUUCCUCCCGGGGACACCUGCACCCCGAAGCUCGGCCCGUGCGGGGCCGGAACCCAGUGCGUCCGUGUAUCCGUGUGUCCGUGUGUCCGUGUCCGCGUGGGCGCCUGCACGUUGCCCGUCGCCGCCCCGCCGUCCCGCUGUCCCGCUGCGUGCCGCUCUUGGGCGGAGGGGGCGGCCGGGCUGCGCGUGGCGGCAACCCAGUGGCUUCUUCUGACCCUCGUGCUUCGUCGGAGCCCGUGGGCCGCGGCGCCCGCGGGUCCCCAGGGAUCUUCUCCGUUUGCAUGUCCCUCGGGGUGGGCGGCCCUGGCGCGCCCAGCCCGGUGUGUGUCCCCUGCCUGCAUGGACUUCUCUGGUUCUGUGUUUCGUGCCGAGUGCCACCCAUUGUUCUGUGACCAUCCACGUCGCUUCUGGGGACGGCUGGGAAGGCCAGCCGUGGGUGGGGGGGGCUGGGGGAGGGUGGCGCCCCUCCCCCUCCUCCCCGCUCCCCAAACCCACCAAGAAGUACUUUCCUGUGUAGAAAGAGAACAGGCCUGAACAGCACCCAUGGGAGAGAGCGAGAGCUUGGAAACGCCCCCCUAGACCAGACCGCCCACCCUCACUGCAGCCGCCUGGGAGCUGCCGCGAGGCAAGGCCCAGAGCGGCCCGGUGCUCUCGGUCGGCACCUCCCACCAGCCCCCUCGACCUGCCCGCCCGGACCACCUGCCCAGAGGGCGCGGUGGGAGCUGCCCGCCCAGGACCACAAGCCAUCCUCUGCCCCAGCCCAAGAGGGCAGAGCACACCCAGACUCGAGGUCUAUGUCCCCCUCCGGCCCCUCCUCGGGCGCCCCCACGGCGCCGGGGGGCACAAGCUGACAUUUAGCUCCCCCCUCCCCCAACCGGAGCCUGUGCCAAGCCCCCUGACGCCCUCACUGUGUAAACACUUGGCAGUUUGCCGCCCCGAGAGAGGCAGGUGACAGAGCCACAGAUCUGACCCCCCGGUCCCCACCUCCUCCCGAUCUGAUUGACGCCCCCUCUUGCACUGAGCACCCCUGCCUCUCUCAGGUAAGCCAUUUUGUAAAACACGGAGAUGACACGCACUGUGGGGACAGUGUCGCUUCCGCCGAGCUGACCGCAGCUCCCGGCGCAGCCGGGGCGGGGGACGGCCGCCCACAGGCUCCCCCCCCCGCCCCACUUGAAUCGUAAGCCUUCUUGCUUUUGAUAACACGGUAUUAUUUCUCUUACUGUAGAAGAAAAAGUUUAUUACCAAACAAGAGUAUUUUUAUGAAAGAAUAGGACAAACCUAUAAAUUAACUCAACCCCUGUUUCCCUUGAAAAAAACUUUUCAGGCUCCGCCAAAACGUUGGACUGGAAGCGCCUAUUUUGGAAGAAAGAGAUGCAUUUUGUAUGCUUUCUUUUCCUUUUGUAGACUCCAGUUUAUUUUCUAGGAUCACUUUGUCACCAGCCCUGGGACCUGAGACCAAGGGGGGGUGUCUCGUGGGCAGCGAGGGGAGGGGAGAGGCUGGCCUGAGGUUUGCGGUCGGCCGUUCCGGCGAGCUCCGAGGAGGGCCGCCUGUUCUCGCAGGGGCGUCGGGACCAGGGUGUCCGUGGGCCGUGCGCGGCGGGCCCGGGGUCUCAGAGCUGGCUGCCCUGUCGGGGGGACGCGAGGAGGGCUGACGCAGGAGCUGGGGUUACGUGUGAUUGCCACCAGGGGUGGGACCCUGGGCGACCCUGCGGCACUGAGAUGUGGCCGGAAGCCGCCCCGGCUUCCUCCCCGAAAACACGGCAUGCGGGGGGGACCCGGCGGACGGCAGGACAUGCGCUGACUCCGUGCCCAGGCGACCCCGUGCUGCUGGUUGUAGGGGAACAAGUCAUUCGGGAGGGAAAAAAAAACAAAGCCCAAUUCUUAGAGUCCCGAUUUCGUCUUAGUUGCCAAAACCGGCGCCCCUGGCAAACAGUCUCGCCAUGGACGCGAGCCCCCAUGGUCGGCGGUGCCGCACUGUACAUACUGUAACAUACGGCAGGCGGUCGGCGUCUUCCUCCCUCAUUAUUUGCUAACCAAAGCCGAACACUUUUCAUACAACCUGCAGCCUUUCGGCCACCAAAUGGGUCAGAACCGUGGGACCUGCCACCUCCCAUCUGCGAUUCCGGAAAUGCACUAUUUCUACUGGUAUUCUUGCUUUCUUUCUCUUUUCCUUUUCUUGCUGAAACGACAUGAAUUGUUGAGUUUAUUUUUACACAGUAAAGAGUGAAGAAAGA
Phyllostomus hastatus (greater spear-nosed bat) is the source of this 5085-nucleotide messenger RNA. It is a transcript of the gene NPTX1, whose product is annotated as neuronal pentraxin 1. The record is from RefSeq and is a predicted model, not a curated record. Gene Ontology annotation, cellular component: neuron projection; plasma membrane. Bases 116 to 1393 code for a protein of 425 amino acids. Gene Ontology annotation, biological process: axonogenesis involved in innervation. The transcript is spliced from 5 exons. NCBI's taxonomy places the organism in Eukaryota, Metazoa, Chordata, Mammalia, Chiroptera, Phyllostomidae.